Molecule: messenger RNA, 975 nt
Organism: Orbicella faveolata
Lineage: Eukaryota; Metazoa; Cnidaria; Anthozoa; Scleractinia; Merulinidae
Product: leucine--tRNA ligase, cytoplasmic-like
Biological process (GO): leucyl-tRNA aminoacylation
Molecular function (GO): ATP binding; leucine-tRNA ligase activity; aminoacyl-tRNA deacylase activity
Source: RefSeq, a predicted model, not a curated record
AUGCCACUUAAACUGACAGAUUAUGUCAAAAGGAUCGAAUGGAAAUUUUACCUUGAAACGGAAGUACACCUGUGCNGUAGUACUACAGAAGCCACUGAUAAGUCUCCCCUACCCUCUGAGAAACAACCCAACACCUCCCCCGUGUGUCGGUUUGUAAAUGUGAAACUUUGUGGAGUUGAACCAGCGCAAGGUGUCAAGGGACACCAAGCCACGGUGCUGUUAGAGAACCCCCAGGGAAAGCACCUGUUAAAUUUGGACCAUUUGACACGGGAGGUAGCAGCGGUUUUUGGUUUGAGAGGAAGAAACGUUGCACUCUCCACAUCGCCUAACUGCGACUCGGCAUUGACAGAUCAAGAUGUCAUGAAAUACAACGGGCAGUGUCUUUACGCUUUCAUUCCAAAGAAAUGAAGCAAAGAAAUUGAUCGGUUCAAUGUAUUCAGUAUUUAAAUGCUUCCUAGUGAAGUAAAAUGAAUGUGCAAGCCUUAAACACAGACUUCUCCAACUACAGUCAGUGUAUACAACAGUUUAGAGAUAUAGUGAACUCCUGGAUAGAACCCUUGAUCAAGUCCGAGAGGUACUCCCGUAAAUUUUGGAUAGGUGUGUGCCAAGUGAAUGAAAGACCGUAGCAGUAUUGUUGAUCCAAAGAAAACGCAAAUUGAUACUCUAUUUAAGGCGCAAACCUGAGAAAUGACGCCCUGUUCAAGGGAAACAAAAACUAAGAAUAGCGUGAACGGGUCCUUUAUUUUAGAAGUUAAGCAUCAAGCAUAGAAUUUGUUUUGGUUUAGCUGGACAUUUACGCGCUGGAAUUUUAGCUGAUACAAUUUUGAUACUGACACUUAAUAAAUAACUUAAUAAAUGUAGAUGUAGACCCUAUCUAAAGAUCACACCGGUAACACAAUGCCAACCGCCAGCGGCAAAAAUGAUACCCUAUUUAAGGAUCGAAAACCUCAAAAACCCUACCCUAUCCCGAGGCAC